UAUCACCUGUGACUAUCACAUUUCGGUCAUGUAAAAUUUAACAGCAAUCUUGAAUUUUAACCAUAUCUCGAUUAGUCGUGGAUAUUGAAAUUCGUGUGUUUUGAUUUUUGGAUACAAUAUUGAAAUUUGCUUCAGGUUAUGUGUGGAAUGGUUUUUAAUGUUUGUUUUCUGGCGCCGAAUAGUAAAAAUUGUGGAAAGAUAGACUGUCAAUUCUAAUGGGUGAUACUGAGUUACAUGAAAAUACUGACCAAAGUGUAAGCCUAUAUGAAUUGUUCAGAAAUGACAUUGAAGAUCUGGGUGAAUCCAGCCCAAACUGGUGGCAUGAAGAACUUGAAACAAGAAAAUCACAUUUCUCAUCUGCAGACAAUGAAGAUUCUGAUUUUACUUCAAAUGUGCGUGACUGUAGGAGCCCUGUAUUUAAAACACCACAGUUUGCAUCAAAAAAGAAAAGAAACAAAAGUUCAUGUGGCAGACUAUUAUCAGCUGUGUCAGGUCAGAAAAGAAGCAGAGUUACUAGCCCAGGAAGUGAUGGAUCGUCAGAAUUGGAUUGGUAUUCACCAUUCAAAUCUUCAAAGUUGAGUCCUAUUCCACUUUUGCCAAUGGGAAGUGGGACAGUUCCUGAAAGUCUGGAACCGUUACUGGAAGAUGGGAGUGAUAUGUCAUGGAACAGUGCAUUUGCUACACCACUUUCCAACAUCCAUACUCGGUCCUGUCUUAAUUCAGAUGAAAGGAAAGUCUUAAUGCCAACCGACAGCUCCAAAAGUCCACGAGUUCUGUUCUCACCUGAUGAAAGCCUGGAUACUGGAAAUUUUUGUGAGUCAAAAGAUUUGAACACGACAACACAGAAAGAUGUUUCAGGUACUACAUUUUUAGUUGAAAAUUCAGUUGUGGAUAAAACAGAAUUAAACAUACAACAUUCUCUGCUGUCAAGCAAAGAAAACAUUUUGUGCUUUUCUACUCCUAGUUGUAAAGUUCUGUCUAAGAAAAAUGUUGACACUCCUUUAACAGAAAAUUGUGGAAAUGUGUGUAGAUUAGAAGAAACAGUACUGAAUACAGUAAACAAAAGUGUGGACAUAAAAGAGAAGUUUAAUGAAAGAAAAGAUAUUGAGGAACUUUCUCAAGGAAUAGAGUCGAAAUUAAUACAGAAAAUGCAUUUCUCUGGUAGCAAAAAGGAAAUGAAUCAGUGUAACAGCUUCAGGAGGCAUGUUAUAAUUAAGUCUCCAGAUUCUGGUGUGAAUGAUUUUACUGAAAAUAAUGUUGAAAUUGACUUUGGUAACUCAUCUCCUCUUGUGGGACGUGUCAAUGCAGGACUGACAGUGUCACGGAAAUUGUUUCAUGAUAACAAACAUAAAGGGGUUCAUGCAGGAGAGGGUUCUGUUACACAGCAUGGAAUAGCAGCAGUGCAAUUAGAAGAAGACAUGGGUGCUGUAGCAUGUGAUGAAGUCAGUCAUGUGAGAUUGUCUGGAUCUGUAGGUGCAGUAGAAUGUUUACAGUCUAAUCCAGCAGCUUCUAAUGAAAUUGAAGUAAUUGCUUCACAAGCUCUUCAUUCACCUGAAGAUUUUCCUCAAGACUUAUCAGUCAACACACUGGAAGAAAUAUGCCAAGUAACAGAACUGUUGGCUGCUAGCACCAACACUCCGAUUGAAUGUCCCCAAGAUGUUGUCAAUACAGAUAAGAAUAGAAAAGCCCCUGUGUGUGAUCAGUUAUCCUUGCCAGAGAAGUCAUAUUUGUGCAGGACAUCAACUCCAAUUGUCUGUCCAGAUAAACACAGCAGAUUUAAUUCUGGGUCAAGAAAAAGGAGAAUUAAGUUUGUACAUGUUCCUGGCAACAAAACACCAAACAAAAAUAGUAAGAAUAUAAGACUAGUGAAAGAACAUAUUCAGAAAAGUUUUGAGUUUGAAGAGAAGCCACAUGGGGGUGACACUGUCCUGGAGCAGGCUACUUCUGAGUUUAAUUCAUCAGAAAAUAACAGUGCUGUAGAUAUUGCAUUACGGGUGCAGGCCAUCAAGUUGACAGGAAACAAAUUUAAGAAAUUCAUAUAUGUACCUGACAGUAUGGAAAUGAAGGCAGCAUUCACACAAAAUAAAAGUAUGAAUAUCUUGGUGGAUGAUGUCAUAAAAUCUGCUGAAACCAUGGAAAAAGUGAUAGGAACAAAGGCAAAACAUAAUGAUGUGAGAAAAUUUAAUAUUUCAUGUGACAGGCAAGAAUUAAUGCCAUUUUGCAAGCUACAAGAACCCCUCAACUGUAUAACUAGUGGUGAGCCUGUUGAACAUCUGAAGAGAAUAAAUGCAUUAACAAGUAGAACAGAUGGUACUGUAAAGUAUGUUCGCAGCUUGAGAUCUUGUUACAACUCUUUAAGUAGAGAAAGGAACAAUGAUAGCAGCAGUAUUAACGAAACAUGUGUUCAGGUCAACAGUUUGAGUAAUCAGGACAGUAUCAAGGAAUUCAUUAAUGCCAGUGGUAAUACAAAGGAAGAAUGCAAUGAUGUUUCUUCUGUUUUGUAUGAUUUUGAAACAUGCAAACCAGAAGAACAAUCAGGGGCCAUAAUAAAUUUACAUGACACAAGAAACUUUCUGCUGAGCCAUGAAACAAAAGCACCAUUUAAUGCUUCAAACACCACAUGUAAUAUGCAAGAACAUUUUAAUGAGGAAUUGGAUGAAUUGCCUUCAAGUAGCAAGAAAGAAUUGGAAUAUGAAUUUUCCAGAUUGAGCCAAAGUACAAAAAUGUUGGGUUUCAGUACUGUUACAGGAAAGCAAAUCAUAUUAUCAGAUAAUGCUCUGCUUAAAGUCAAGAGAUCAACGAAUGAUAUAAUGACAGGAGAAGUGGUGAAAGUGAUCCCAGACGUUGCUUCCAAGGUUCCUAGUUAUAGUUCAAAAUGUGUAGAAUUGCAGGAUACCAAGUUCAAUGCUGUUUGUCUAGCAGGUGAUUAUAUUUCUUGUAAACAUAGUAAUAGCACAACAGAAGAGAAAUGUGAUGUAUCUGAUAAUGUUUCUAGACAAGGACAUGUAUUGAACAACAAAUUUUAUGAUAUUAUAAAUUCCUCUGUGAUGUGUGCUAGUAAUAAUAAUAAGUUGGAAAUAGUAAUGCAUGCAGAAACUAAAACCCUUCAGAAUUAUAAUUUUGAUAAAGCAGUAAAUCAAGAAAGUACUCAGAGUCUGUUGGAAAAAAAAAGAGACCAAGAACACACGACAGAUUUACAGAUAGUACUUGCUGCAGAACAUGUUGAGUUCAUGCAACAGUUGGCAGAUGAUGGAAGCAUCUUUAGUCAGUGGCCCAAUGAUGUCCAUGAUCAAGAAUCUGAGAACUGUGAAAAGAUCAAUAAUCCACCAACAGAAUCCAAAUUUCAUGUCAAUUCAUAUACAAGAGAAGGAUGUGUAUCUUCAAGUCAAAAGGAAACAUGUGCCACUACUCAUGUGGCCAAAGAUCCACUGAAUGAUGUUAGUGUAUCUAAUGAUGGAGAUAAACAUUCAUCUGGUGAAUUAACUUCAUUGUGUUCUUCUGGUCAUCAGGAUAUAAAAACAUCAAUACAAGACUUGCAGCAAGGCAGACUGUUGCAUCACAAGAAUAUUGUUUGCGAUAGCACAGUAAGAGAGGAAAAAGAAAAUGGCAAUUGUCACAAAGUAGUAGAAAAUGUGAAAUCUAGUGAUAAUGAAGUUAAACCACAUAGUGAGGAAGUUUACAUGGAAGAAAUAUUGAAUGCUACAGUUAUCAGGCAGCUUUUCAGUGACAGUUUAGACACUUUUAAAAUUGAGAAUAGAGCCCAGACAACAAUAAACAAACCCAAAGAUUAUGUGUUAAGAGCUGAUCACAGUCUGCCGACAGCAUUACGUAAAAGAAUGCAAAGUGGACACCCAGAAAUGGCAGUGUUUCAUGCAGCAAGUAGAGAGAGAGAUGUUUCAUUACAAAGACCCAAAGCUUGUUCCUCUGAAUGUGAUGCAUCAAAUGGGAUUAUGAUCAAAACAGUUCCUUCUAAAAGUCAGAAGAACCUGGAUGCAGUAAAUGGAAAUAUGUCAACUAAAAUGGAACCUGCAGAAUUGUCAAGAACAAUUGGAAGGAACCGUGUAAUGUCAGGUACAGCUUUAAAGAAUAUUCUGUUCCCUGAAGCUGAACUACAGAAAUCUGAGACCAUUCAAACAGUUGAUACUGGAAGUAAUAAAAUGGUAACAUUGAACACAGCCAAUAGUGAAGUUGGGUUACUAGAAGAUGUGGGAAAAAAUGAGGAAAUGUCAAAAACAAAUAUGUUAUUGUCAAGUAAUGAUAAUUCCUUUCAAACACCUGUGACAGAUACUAGACAUUUAUUUCAAGCUGAGAGUUCAUCGCCAUUGCAACAUCCAAACGUUAAUUGUCAAAGGGUAGGGGUAGGUAAAUCUGUCCUUGACACUACAGAAACUUUAUGUUUCUUGUUCAGAACUGAAAAUUAUUUGCAGCUGCCUCUGCCACAGCGUGUUUCCACAGCAAACUGCCAACCUGUUUCUGUCUGUGAGAAAAUUGUGGAUAUUUCAGACCAACUCUCUGUGGAUAAUCAAGGGGUUCCAGAUAAAAAUGUAGCCGUCAGUAGCAGACUUGGUCAAAACCAUGGAAAUUUAUUACAGAGUGUUGGAAAUAUGUUAUACUCUUCUAAUAGUCUGGAAGUGGACAGUUACACUACUAUCAGUGGUAUGAAGAUUGUUCCAUCGGCAAUAGCAAUGAGAAAUGUGGAGCACAAGUUUCCAAAGAUUGGUGCUAAUGUAAACAGUACACUGAAAAAUGUAUUUUCUCCUGUAUCAGAAGUUCCAGAGAUAUUAGAUUCUUCAUUAAUACAUACUGUUUCAGAAUUUAAACGAAAGGGAGAGCUGCAUUCACCUGUUUUACAAGGAUUCUCAACAGCUAGUGGAAAGAAAGUUUCUGUAUCAGCCACAGCUUUGAAUAGAGCCAGACUGUUGUUUACAGAGGAAGAAUCUUGCACAGAACUAGUCAAGGAUGGGUUAAAAGUUCCAGAAUUAAGAACAAAUGAAGAGCCACCAAUGUUGCAAGGAUUCUCAACAGCUAGUGGAAAGAAAGUUUCUGUAUCAGCCACAGCUUUGAAUAGAGCCAGACUGUUGUUUACAGAGGAAGAAUCUUGCACAGAACUAGUCAAGGAUGGGUUAAAAGUUCCAGAAUUAAGAACAAAUGAAGAGCCACCAAUGUUGCAAGGAUUCUCAACAGCUAGUGGAAAGAAAGUUUCUGUAUCAGCCACAGCUUUGAAUAGAGCCAGACUGUUGUUUACAGAGGAAGAAUCUUGCACAGAACUAGUCAAGGAUGGGUUAAAAGUUCCAGAAUUAAGAACAAAUGAAGAGCCACCAAUGUUGCAAGGAUUCUCAACAGCUAGUGGAAAGAAAGUUUCUGUAUCAGCCACAGCUUUGAAUAGAGCCAGACUGUUGUUUACAGAGGAAGAAUCUUGCACAGAACUAGUCAAGGAUGGGUUAAAAGUUCCAGAAUUAAGAACAAAUGAAGAGCCACCAAUGUUGCAAGGAUUCUCAACAGCUAGUGGAAAGAAAGUUUCUGUAUCAGCCACAGCUUUGAAUAGAGCCAGACUGUUGUUUACAGAGGAAGAAUCUUGCACAGAACUAGUCAAGGAUGGGUUAAAAGUUCCAGAAUUAAGAACAAAUGAAGAGCCACCAAUGUUGCAAGGAUUCUCAACAGCUAGUGGAAAGAAAGUUUCUGUAUCAGCCACAGCUUUGAAUAGAGCCAGACUGUUGUUUACAGAGGAAGAAUCUUGCACAGAACUAGUCAAGGAUGGGUUAAAAGUUCCAGAAUUAAGAACAAAUGAAGAGCCACCAAUGUUGCAAGGAUUCUCAACAGCUAGUGGAAAGAAAGUUUCUGUAUCAGCCACAGCUUUGAAUAGAGCCAGACUGUUGUUUACAGAGGAAGAAUCUUGCACAGAACUAGUCAAGGAUGGGUUAAAAGUUCCAGAAUUAAGAACAAAUGAAGAGCCACCAAUGUUGCAAGGAUUCUCAACAGCUAGUGGAAAGAAAGUUUCUGUAUCAGCCACAGCUUUGAAUAGAGCCAGACUGUUGUUUACAGAGGAAGAAUCUUGCACAGAACUAGUCAAGGAUGGGUUAAAAGUUCCAGAAUUAAGAACAAAUGAAGAGCCACCAAUGUUGCAAGGAUUCUCAACAGCUAGUGGAAAGAAAGUUUCUGUAUCAGCCACAGCUUUGAAUAGAGCCAGACUGUUGUUUACAGAGGAAGAAUCUUGCACAGAACUAGUCAAGGAUGGGUUAAAAGUUCCAGAAUUAAGAACAAAUGAAGAGCCACCAAUGUUGCAAGGAUUCUCAACAGCUAGUGGAAAGAAAGUUUCUGUAUCAGCCACAGCUUUGAAUAGAGCCAAACUAUUAUUUUUAGAGGAAGAAGCAGAAGGAGCUUGUACAAAGAAAAAUGUUCAUGAAGUGAAUUUUUCAGAUUUCAAUGUAAAACAAAAAAUAGUUUCAAAGACUUUUCAGGAGUUGUUACCUACAAGUGUAAAUCAUGAUUGUGUAUCAGCUGAAGCUCUAAACAGAAACACAGAGUUUAGUUUAGAAGAAGAACAAGCUGCAUGCAUAAGUAUCAGUAAUACAAACUAUUUAGAGUUUGAAAAACCUUCUCUGAUUACAGAGACAUCUGCACAAUUGGAGAAAAUGUCAGUUUCAAAGGAAAAGCCAAGAAAAGUAAAAGUGAAACUUUCUAGAAGAAUUGCAGUUCAAAAUAAAUCAAAUUCAUUGUUUGAAAUACCUCAGUCAGAACAAAUAAAUUCUUGUAGACCAUUCUUUUUUUACGUAAAUGAAAGAGAUCGACAAGAUGGUAAACAAAAUACUUGUAUUUCAGAUGAAACAUAUGUUAAAGCAGGGACCUUAAAUAGAUUUACAAACACACCCGAAUUUAAAAGAAAAUUGCAUCACAUUUCAUGUACUGAGGCUGACAGUCACAGCACAGGCAUUACUGCUGCUAAAGUUACAGGGGUUAAGGAGAGAUGUGAUACAGUGGUAGUUACACGCCCACCUAAUGGUGUUACUACAGAAUGUAGCAAAACAGAUAAAGUAUCAAUGAGUCUUACUCAGGAAGUGCAGGAAAGUGCAGCCGCUCUAUUGGCAGAUGAAGCAACGUUUGAUUCUCCAUCCUGGGUUGUGAGUUAUGUGUCUUGCCCUGACAUGUUAUAUGAUCAGGAUGCUGCCCCAACUGCUCUGGUCUGCUCUGAGGAUAAAGACAGCAGUACUGUGACAAUAGUGGAUCCUGGCAGUCCAGUGUUGGGUUCUCAUGAUCGCUGUAGGAAGAGGCGAAGGGUCAAGACGAUUUCUGAUGACCUGGGACACAGCUCUAACAUACCUGCCAGUUCAUCAUUCAAGGUUCCUUACAAGAAUUCUACAUCAUCAGCUGGUGAUAUUUCUACUCCAGUACGCCUCUGCCCAGUAAAACGGACUGCUAGGCAUUUAGAGUUUGGAACACCAUUUGCGAAGCACUUGAGAACUCCUGAACUGAGGAAGGAGACUGGCUGUCAGGAACCAUGCAGAAAAGAACUUCUUAUGGGGGAGAGGGAGGUGUGUCCAGAGGUGGCUGCAGGUCGAAAGACAGCAGGAGAAGAACAGGCAGCACUUGUAAGGAGCAGAAUAAGUUCUGGAAACAGUCGAAUGCGGCCGUGCAAGGGCAGUUACUAUGUUCGGAAAGAGGAGCGACACUUGCAGAUGAAAUGGCGAGAGGCUGUUUGGGGUACCCUGCCAGGCCAGUACACAUACAACCAACUUCUGGAAUUUGGAGUGAAAGAAAGUGUUAUAAAUAUUACAGCAGCGAAUGCAGCUGAAUUCAGAUUCUCUGCAUGGGACUACUACAGCCAGUCACUGUGUCUGAGGAAUGUAACAGGUAUACCUGUGGGUGAUGGUGCAUGUCUUGUACUUGAUUCCAAGGGAACUGCUGGUGUGGAGGAAGUUGUUCAAGCAUUCCUCAGUAGUCCUGGCAUAGAACCUAUAUUGGUGCCUGCAGGUUGGGUUCACAACCAUUAUCGCUGGUUGGUUUGGAAGCUUGCUUCUGUAGAACGCAGCUUUCCUCUGCAGUUUGCUUCCAGGUGCCUCACACCCAAUAUGUUGUUGUUUCAACUCAAGUACCGUUAUGAUCGAGAAGUGGACCACUAUCAACGACCAGCCCUAAGAAAAAUCCUGGAGCAUGAUGAUUCAGCUGCUAAAAGGCUUGUUUUGUGUGUUGCAAGGAUUAUAAAACUGGACUGCUCUGAAAAGGACUUGCACUAUGAACUGGAGCUCACUGAUGGUUGGUAUAGCAUCACUGCAGUUGUGGAUCAGGAACUGUGCCAGCGUAUUCAGCGAGGUACUGUUGCGGUUGGAACAAAACUAAUUUCUUAUGGGGCAGAGCUACUCAACUGUGAACAGGGAUGCUCACCCCUUGAGAUUGGAAGUGAUGUGAAGCUGAAACUUUGUAGCAAUUCAACUCGACGAGCUCGCUGGGAUACUAAGUUGGGCUUCCACACACAUCCAGGACCAUUGCCCGUCUCCCUAACUUCCAUAUUGCCUUCUGGUGGGAUUGUCAGCUGUGUCUCAGUAACUGUCGUCAGGGCAUAUCCUUUGUUGUAUGUAGAAAAGCUAGAUGAAGGCAGAUCAGUAAGUCGCUCAGUCUGGGCAGAGGAAAAAGCAGCAGCUCAGUGGCAACGAAGACAUCAGGAAUGUGUUGAACAAAUAUACAGCCAAUUGAAACUUGAACUUCAACAAAAGAACAGCAGUCAGAGGCAUUUGAAGUCUCAACAUCAUGUACCCAAUGCUAAAGAACUAGCACUCAUAUGUUCUGGUGAAAAAUUAUGUGACAUUUUAGAACUGGCUCCUGAUCCAGCAUCAGUAGAGGCAUUGUUAACUGAGGAGCAGAAAUAUGCAGUAGCUGACUACCAGAGGAGUAAACAUGAGAAUAUGCAGCAAGAACUUGAAGCCAGGGUAAGGGAGAGAUUGAAGGAUACAGCUGUAGUUUCACGCAACGUUACACCUUUGUUUAAAGUACGAUGUGUGGACCCUGGCACACCUAAGUCAACUCAAUCAGCCAUGCUUUCUGUGUGGCGUCCAUCAGAAGAUGUGAUGCAACUGCUGAAAGAAGGCAUAACAGUCACAUUGUUCAGUAUUUCUGCUGUUGGUGUCAGGAGUGGAGCUCUUCAACUUUCUGCUGGGAGAAAGACAGCUUACAAACCAUCUUCACGUCACAGUUGUGACUACCGUAAACGAAGAGUAACAAGUUUAAGUGAAGCUGCAUGUACAGAUUUCUGUCCACCAUUUGGAGAAAUAGAUGUUGUAGGAAUGGUUACUUACAUUGGUGCUGCUGUACAAGGGAAUUCUGGCUUCCAGACAGUGUAUUUGGCUGAUACGGAUUUUAAUGUCUUGGGGCUGUCUUUUUGGGGUGGUGUCAAGCAAUUUGGUUGGGAAGAGGUCCUUAAACCAAGAGCACUGGUUGCUGCCAGCAACCUACAGUGGCGUCAUGGUGCAUCUGUCCGUUGGGUUCUGUGUGCCUAUAUCUCAGAGCUCUCCAGUUUCUCAGUAAACCCACGUCAACCACACCUUCAACAGGCUCUUACCUCACUACGUCAAGAAAUUGGUCAGCAGGAUUUUGAUGUCUUUUUUUCUGCAUGUGAAGAUAAAGUAUCAGCACUGUUACGUGGAUGUACAUCUUCACUGUCCAGGGUGCAUUCUGGAAGAACUACUUUUGGUGACUCACCCCAAACAAGUGUUACUAAAGGAGUUCGUAGACCUUUGAUGAGGAACCCAAUAAAUUCAUCUAAAUCAGUUUCACCACAAGUGGCUUGCACCAGGAAAAGAAUGCCAUUGUUGUCCUCACCACCAUGUUCACCCCAAGACAAUGUUAUGCUUAUGCACAGUUCAAACAUGGGAAUCAACAAUUCACCAGUGGAGCAAAGACUACAUAAGCUUCAUCAGUAUGGUGAACCACCACCACUGCCUCCACUUGUAAUGAUACCAGUUCAGCCUGUCUUUUUAAAGGAGUUUCAUAUACCAUUAAGAAUAGAAGGACCGCUUAGCAGUGUUGAUAGUUCUGCUCUAAGCUUGGUCAAUGAUCCUGGUUGAUUCAUAGCAUUUAGGUGAAUAAAUUUGUAUAAUUAAUAGUACAAACAGUAAUCAGAUAUAUUUAGUUACAUAAUAUUAAAAAAAUUCUGUGAUAAAAUUCAUAUUAUAUUUGGUUAUUUUAGUCCCUUCUGUUCCCAAUUUUAAAGAUUUAAAAAUGUUUGUUUUCAGGUGACUUUUAUUUGGUUUAAAGUAGUAUUUCUGUUUCUGUUGUAAUGCAGGUGAACAAUAAAAUAUAAAUAUAAAUAAUAGUGAUUUGAUAACUGAUACUCAAAAAUCACAUUACUGCCAGUUACUCAGUAUUUGAAAUAGAGGUUAUUCCAUUAUUGGAAUAAUUAUAUUCAUGUGGCUAGUAGCUGCAGUAGGUAGUGUUGCCCGUGGAACAGGAUCCAGAAGUCCUUUCCGCAAUGUAGUAACUAAUAUUUGUCUUCUCCCACUUAGUUACACCUUUCUCGUAGAUGUUUCUCAUGUUGCCAGUUGGUCAGACUGCUCUUUGGCAUUAUCAAUAACUUAACUACAAAUGAUAUAACAGGUUUGAUAUACUGUGGCCUCUGCAGCUGUCUAUUUGGCAAACUAACAACAGUGAGCUGCAGUUGGAAGUAGUUUCAGGUUCUGAUAUUGUUACAUCAUUGAAGUAGGAAACAUUACUUUUGACAAUGUACAUGUGUAAUUGAUCUCUUCAGGCUGAUGGCUGAACUUGAAAUGACCAGUGUUCUCUUCUCUGCUUAUUUCUUUUUUACAUUUACGUUAUUUUUAUAUACUUGAAUUUUCCAGUAUCAGUGAUUAUGGUCACUACUUAAAAUAACUAUUUCCCACAUGUAUGUUCACUGGAUCAGCAGUCAUUAAAAAUCACUGAAUUACUUGUUUGUAUAAUGUAAUGUUUUUUCAUAUUCUACUUGGUUGUAUGCAGUAAUAUUUUGACAGUUUAUAAGCCAAUGAGUGUAAGUUAGGAACAUUGAUUCUUUAGGUUUGUGGAGUGUAACAUAUUAUUAAUAUUACUGAAACCAUUUUAUGUAAAUGAAAAUAUAGUUAUUAAGCAAUAUAUUUUACAUAAAAUGCUUUUUGUACUUACCUUUGAUGUUAAUUUCAUAUGGGUAAAUUAAUAAAACCACUUUGAUUCUUAUACAUAAGUUUAAUGACUUACACUCAUUGGCUUCUGAUCUGUCCAUCUGUAGUACCAAUAUGUGCCUUGAGAAGAAACAUUUUUCAAAUUUUGUAAUGCUGUCAGUGGCUUAACCAGGAUUUUUUUCUGAUGUUAUGUGACAUUCUGUCAUACUGACGUGUCUUUUCAUGUAAUGCAAAAGCAAAGCAUCUUCCUUCAGCUUUCAAUG
Zootermopsis nevadensis is the source of this 11383-nucleotide messenger RNA. RefSeq lists its product as uncharacterized. Lineage: Eukaryota; Metazoa; Arthropoda; Insecta; Blattodea; Termopsidae. Gene Ontology annotation, biological process: regulation of DNA-templated transcription; double-strand break repair via homologous recombination. The record is from RefSeq and is a predicted model, not a curated record. Gene Ontology annotation, cellular component: nucleus.